Messenger RNA from Boleophthalmus pectinirostris (great blue-spotted mudskipper), 3080 nucleotides. RefSeq names its product far upstream element (FUSE) binding protein 3 (gene fubp3). Bases 50 to 1771 code for a protein of 573 amino acids. Gene Ontology annotation, molecular function: mRNA binding. The record is from RefSeq and is a predicted model, not a curated record. Gene Ontology annotation, biological process: regulation of gene expression. The transcript is spliced from 18 exons. Lineage: Eukaryota; Metazoa; Chordata; Actinopteri; Gobiiformes; Gobiidae. Gene Ontology annotation, cellular component: cytoplasm; nucleus.
GUGCGCGUGCCUUCAGCCCUGCUCUCAGCUGCUGCCGAGGCGGAGGAGGAUGAUGGCGGAGCUGCUUCAUGGACAGGCCUCGGUAGCAUCGAAAGAUGACUUCGCGGACACAAUUCGCCGGGUCCGACAGAUGGCAGCAAAAAUGGGAGGAGACCAGAUGUCCAACCUGAACAGCUCAAGUCCAGUUAUAGAUGCCCCUCUCUAUAGUUUUGGAGCCCAUAAACGGUCUCCAGACAAUGGAGGCAAUCAGUUCAGUUCAAUGCUAAAUACAAGGGCUCUUACAACAGAAGACUUCAAAGUGCCUGAUAAAAUGGUGGGAUUCAUUAUUGGCAAAGGAGGCGAGCAAAUAUCAAGAAUUCAGUUGGAGUCUGGUUGUAAAAUUCAGAUUGCAUCAGACAGUGGAGGGAUGUUGGAUAGACCCUGCACACUUACUGGUAGCCCAGAAAAUAUUGAACAGGCCAAGAGACUCUUGAAUGUGAUUGUGGAGCAGUGUCGGUAUGGGCCAGGCUUCCACAAUGAGAUGGACGGCAACAGUGCCAUCCAACAGAUCCUUAUCCCUGCCAACAAAGUGGGGCUGGUCAUCGGCAAGGGAGGAGAAACCAUCAAACAACUUCAGGAAAGAACAGGAGUGCAGAUGAUGAUGAUUCAGGAUGACCCCAUGCCCACUGGUGCAGACAAGCCCCUAAGAAUCACUGGAGAUCCUCUCAAAGUCCAACAAGCUCGUGAACUUGUUGCAAAACUAAUCCGAGACAAAGACCAAGCAGAGUUCAGAUCAGGCAGAGGAGACAAUGGAUACAAAAUUGGUGGCACCACCCUCGAUAUGGCUGUUCCCAGGUUUGCAGUUGGUAUCAUUAUUGGUAGGAAUGGAGAAAUGAUCAAGAAGAUCCAGAAUGAUGCUGGUGUACGGAUUCAGUUUAAACAAGGUCAGAGUACCUUUGCUUUUAAUUUGCAAUGCAUUAAACUGGUACCAAAUCAUUUUUUGUGUUGUGUAGAUGAUGGAAUAAGUCCUGAACGAGUUGCUCAGGUGAUGGGUCAGCCUGAGAACUGCCACCAUGCAGUGCACCUCAUUAAUGAACUGGUUCAAACAGCUCAGGAGAGGGAUGGGUUUGGAGGAAUGACUGGACGCCGUGGUCGAGCGGACUGUAAUGUUGGAGGGCUUGGUGGUUUGCAGGAAGUGACUUAUGCAGUACCUGCUGACAAGUGUGGCCUGGUCAUCGGGAAAGGUGGUGAGACCAUCAAAAACAUCAAAGAGCAGUCAAGAGCUUUUGUAGAACUGCAACGCAACCCACCACCAAACACCGACCCCAACAUGCGCAUCUUCUCUAUUCGUGGGACCCCUCAGCAACUGGAGAAGGCUCGUCAGCUGAUCGAUGAGAGAAUUGGGGGCCCUGGGAUAGGGGGUAACGGCAACUUCAGUGUGAGCCCCUACAGCCAAGGACCAUCCACUCCACCACAACAUGGGCCUCAGAGCUACAUGACUGGAAGAUGGGGCACUUCAUUUCAGAUAUGGCAGCCUCAAGGUCAGCAGGACCACAGUCACAAUGGAUCCCAGACAGGCCAGAUGGACUGGGAGCAGUAUUAUAAAAAGCUCGGACAACAAACACAAGCUCAAAGUAGUCCUGAAUACAAAGCUUGGGGACAGACAUCUGGCCCUUCAUCUCAACAAACUUCAACUGACUACAAUUCCUGGGUGGAUUUUUACAGACAACCGAUGGCCUUCUUUAAUCAGGGUGCACAGCAGACCACGGCUCCAGGCAUACAGGAUCAUUAAGAAAUUAAGGACUUGAAAGACACAGAAUGGAGGCAACCCGUUUUGUAAGGGUUUUAGAUUUGCAGCGCCUUGAAGAUCUGAUCUUAGUGAGCAACACUAGCUGUAGAAUAAUAAAGUAAUAUUUCUAAAUUAAUCAGGAACUUUUGUUUGUUACUAAAUGCUUCUGUACACUGUUAUUUUGAAUAGAUUGUAUUAAGGAUCCCUUUUGGACUUGAGGUAUUUGGUUUGUUUUCAUGUCUGACACAGAUUGUACUGCCAAAACCAAUCCAACUGUUGUAACAUUUCAAAAGGCAAUAUAAUCUAGUUUUCUUGAAAUACAAUGAAACUAUGAUAAUUUGCUUAGCAGUCUUGAAUAAUGUUGUAUGUCAUUAAAUGUUGAAAUGUGCAAGUUUUCCUUCAUAAUUCAGUGAGCCAACACUGUUACAGAAAUGUAUUUUUUGUUACAAGGUUUAAGCUAAGGAUUCAAUCCGUGACAGUUAUUUUAAUUUAAUUCUUGUGCAUUGUUAGCUGUUUUUCAUUGUCAUUUUAUUGUUGUCUCGUUUAAAAACAAGGUGCAAUAUCUUAUUUCACUUUUGAAACAAAGAUGUUUUCCUAAUACUUUGACAAAGUUUUAACUUGUAGUUUUAACUUUUUUUUUUUUUUCAAAUGAAAAUGUCAUUGAUAAUUUAUUGCAUUGAUCUGAUACAGGAUUAAUGGGAAUGUUGCAUAUAGCUUUGUUGCCUUUAUUACCUUUGUAAAACUGUAUAUAUGCUCAUAUUUGACUGUUAAUUUAAAAUGUAUAUGUUUCAGUACUUUCCUGUAAUCAUAUUUACAGGGAAUGGUCCCUUUCUGUUUUUCAUACUGAAAAUGUUCAAAGAUUGUGAAUGUCUUGAAAUUUGAUGUUGCAUCUUUAUGAAGAAAAUAACUGGUUGAUUUUGUGUAUUCUAUGUAUUUUAACUAUUCAAGACUGCUAAGCCUGUGGAAAUGUAUGUGUGGUUAAUUAUAGUAUUUUAUGUUUUAAGUAUUAUCAAAGCUGUCUUAUUUGGUACCUGUUGGUUUAAAUUACCCUACCCUAUCUGGUCGUGGGCUCUAAGAUUCUGGACUUAGUCCAUUCAUACUUUUUAAUUGUAUUAUUUUCAUGUGAUCUAAUAUAAAUGAGAUGAAUACAACAUUAUGGAAAUGUGAUUAUGGUAUUAAUGGUAGUUUUAUUUGAUUGAAAAAGGGAUAUUAAUUUCUAAUUGUGUAAUCAUGGUGUUUUGGUUUUUUUUGAGUUUUUUUUUUUUUUUUUUUUGUUAUCUGAACCAUGUAUUAAAACAUCUGACUACUACUA